AUGAACUCAAAGAAGGGUGUGCAAGGUUUAAAAAACAGGUCGCCAAGUACAAGAACGACAACUGGAACAAGCAAUAUCAAAUCAACAAAGAACUUAUUCCUGAAAUUAAGAAGUGGAAGACUGACACCCAUCAAGUUAUCGCCUCUAUCUAUAAGUACUCAGAGAACACUAGAACAUAAGCAAGAGCAACGACAGAAAUAUACGAACAACUCCUUUGUUUACAAGAAAAAAUUCAAUUUGAGAAUUCCGAAGACAAAGAAAUUUUCGAGAGAACCAUUGAUCAAGCUGCAAGGCCUGCAUCCUUCGGUUUUGGACAUGCUAAGCUCCAAGAUAAUGAUGCUAGAGAUUAUGUCACGAAAGCCUUUAGAUUACCGCCCAGUAUGCAACACAAGGGAAAGCCCUCUGAAUAGGAUAGAGCAGACAACACUUUUGACCAAGAAUCUAUGGCAGAUCUUUAACAAGCCAAAUUCCAACAGCGUUUGCUCUAAAAAUAACAUCAACAAUAAUCAGCAGCAUGGACAUCCUUAUGGAAGAGAAGGGCUCAGAGUAUCAAACAGGGGUUAUACCAGCCUCAACGCAAGACCUUUCGGUGGGAAUUUUCACCAGAGAGGGAACAGUCGUGGAAACCGUUUCACCUCUUCAACCAGCAGCACAGACACUCUCACCGACAACAAUCAACAGCAGCAAUUCACCAAUUACAGCAACCACUACCACUGCCACAACAGCUACAACCACAACUUGUUCAACAGAAAUACACAAUUCCAGCAGACAACAUCCUUUCGAGGGCCGCCUGACCAGAUUCUACAACAAUUGGACGAAGAUAAUCAAACACUCAUGGCCAUUGAAACUGAUUCAGGAGGGAUACCAGAUCUAGUUUGCAAAAAUUCCAGAACCAUGGUACCCGCCAAGAAGAUCUAUUCUCGUAGAAGAACAAAGGAAAAAAUAGAAAAGUGUACAGAUCUAAGAGCAAAAGGUUACUUCUCUAGGUUUUUCAUCCUUCAAGAAGUCACCAAGAGAAGGCCAAUUCUGGACUGUCGCCGGAUUAGCCAAUCUAUUCAGGUUGAGCACUUCAAAAUUAAAGGUGUUCCAGCCUUGAGAGGCCUAGCCGAACCAAACGAUUACAUGGUGAAACUUGAUCUACAAGAUGCAUAUACAGUAGUACCAAUCCACCCAAAUUCAAGAUCAUUUUUAGUAUCCGAAAACCUUGGUACAGUCUACCAAGUAUUUAGUUUUCGAGCUCAACACCAAGAAGAUGAAAAUCGGAGCCCCAAACUUGAAGAUCAACAAACUAAUGCAACGAAUCAAGCAAGUGAUGACACCCACAAGAAGUUUAUCGAGAAGUUUGUCGACACAGGAAUACAAUUGGGAAGGGCCAUGUCAUCUGGAUCAAUAAGCGGUGGAGGAACUACACUGGUGGAAGGCAUUUUUGACCAAGAAGAAUGGCUUACCCGGCACGGAUUGGGGAGUACAAUCACCGAUCAUGCAAAUGUACAGGUUCUGGGCGAAGGAAGAGGCACAAAUGUCAAUAAACGUAAGAGGACUGCAAAGUAUCCUAUCUGCACUGAAGCUACACGUAGAAAGAUUCAGAAUUUCCACUAUCAAGAUUCUCACGCACAACAAGGCAUCCAUCAAAUAUACGACCAAGGCGGGCAGCACGGCAUUCGUACACUUACAGAAUAUAGCAGUGCAGAUGCAAGAUGCGCGCAGCAGUUACAACCUCCAGAUAAUCUACCAACAUAUCAAGGGGAUCAACAAUGUGGAAGUGGAUAG
Messenger RNA from Rhizopus microsporus ATCC 52813, 1770 nucleotides. RefSeq lists its product as uncharacterized. NCBI's taxonomy places the organism in Eukaryota, Fungi, Mucoromycota, Mucoromycetes, Mucorales, Rhizopodaceae. The record is from RefSeq and is a predicted model, not a curated record. Bases 1 to 1770 code for a protein of 589 amino acids. The transcript is spliced from 4 exons.